UCUUUAAUAUCUGUGAUCCGUCACGCAUCGCAGAUCCACCUGAGGAGUUGAUGGUGGGUUUCUCUGAAGUGAUUUCGUGGUGCUAAACUGCGGACAUGGAUGGGGCAAAGAAAGAUGCCCCCCCUGCGGGCGAUGCAGGGAAAUCAGACACCCUCGGGUCCACUGGCUCGGCCAGAAAAAGAGGAGGGGGGGCCAAGAAGGCGAUGCAGGCGAACAAGUCUGCCCUCAGGGCCCCCCGAGCCCUCUGCUGCCUCACCCUCAGCAACCCCAUCCGCAUGGCAGCACUGGCCCUCGUAGAGUGGAAGCCCUUUGAUAUUUUCAUUCUACUUGCUAUUUUUGCCAACUGUGUAGCCAUGGGCGUUACAAAGCCGUACCCUGACGACGACUCCAACCCUACCAAUCACCAACUGGAACAAGUCGAGUACGUCUUCCUCGUCAUCUUCACCAUCGAGACCUUCACUAAAAUUCUCGCCUACGGCUUAGUCAUGCACCCCAGCGCCUACAUACGCAGCGGAUGGAACUUGCUUGAUUUCAUUAUCGUCAUUGUCGGGUUGUUCAGUGUGAUAGCAGAGGGCAUGACAGACCAUAAGCCAGGCGAGGCCCAUCACGCUGCAGGAAAACCUGGAGGCCUGGAUGUCAAAGCUCUCAGGGCGUUCAGGGUGUUACGACCGCUUCGGCUCGUAUCUGGAGUGCCAAGUUUACAGAUUGUGUUGAACUCCAUCAUGAAAGCCAUGGUCCCCCUUCUGCACAUCGGUAUGUUGGUCAUGUUUGUCAUCAUCAUCUACGCCAUCAUCGGCUUGGAGCUUUUUAUCGGCAGGAUGCACAAGACGUGCUACUCCAUGGGCACAGGUCUCAUUGUGGAAGAUGAUCCUACGCCUUGUGCGUUUGCCGGCAGCGGGCGGUUUUGUGAAGGGAAUGGGACGGAGUGCAGGGGAAAGUGGGAAGGCCCCAACGGCGGCAUCACAAACUUCGACAACGUCUUCUUCGCCAUGCUGACAGUUUUUCAAUGCAUCACCAUGGAGGGCUGGACGGAUGUUCUCUACUGGAUGAAUGACGCCAUCGGCUAUGAGAUCCCAUGGAUUUACUUUGUGUCUCUGGUCAUCUUUGGAUCUUUUUUCAUUAUCAAUCUCGUAUUGGGUGUGUUGAGCGGAGAGUUCUCCAAGGAAAGAGAAAAGGCCGUGGCGCGUGGUGAGCUGCAGAAAGCUCAGGAGAGCAAACAGAUGGAGGAGGACAUGAUAGGAUACAUGGACUGGCUCAUAGAGGCCGAGGAUGUGGACGAAGAGGGAAACAAACGCGCUGCGAUCGCAAAGAAAAAGAUGAUGAAGAAGUUCGGCUGGUACAAACACAGCGAGGAUGGUGGAGAGUCAGACUCGGAUGAUGAUAUAGCAUAUCUCGACGAUGACAGCGGCUUUUGUGCUUCUCUCAUGGCAAAGAUGAUGGCCAAUAGCUUCUGUGAUCAGUUGUGCCAGCUCAAUCACACAUUCAGGAAGAACUGCCGCGUGGCCGUCAAGACCACCAACUUCUACUGGUUGGUGCUGCUGCUGGUGUUUCUCAACACGGUGGCCAGCGCCUCCGAGCAUUACGGACAGCCAAAGUGGCUCACAGAUAUGCAAGAGCGAGCCAACAAGAUCCUGCUGCUGCUCUUCACUCUGGAGAUGUUGAUGAAGAUGUACGCCUUCGGCCUGCAGAUCUAUUUCAUGGCUCUGUUCAACCGCUUCGAUUGCUUCGUGGUGUGCGGCGGCAUCCUCGAGACACUGCUUGUAGAGUUAGAGGUCAUCCCGCCCAUCGGCAUCUCCGUGCUGCGCUGCAUCCGACUGCUCAGGAUAUUCAAGAUGACUCGGCACUGGGCUGCUUUGUCUGACCUUGUCAACUCUCUGCUCAACUCCAUGAAAGCUAUCUGCUCCCUUCUGCUCCUGCUCUUCCUCUUCCUCAUCAUCUUCGCCUUGCUGGGCAUGCAGUUGUUUGGGGGCAAAUUUAACUUUGACGACACUCAAAUGAAGAGAAGCACCUUCGACUCCUUCCCUCAGGCUCUGCUCACUUGUUUCCAGAUCCUCACCGGAGAGGACUGGAACGCUGUGAUGUACGACGGCAUUAUGGCGUACGGAGGGCCGAUCUUCCCCAACAUGGUUGUGUGCAUUUACUUUGUCAUCCUCUUUGUCUGUGGUAACUACAUUCUGCUCAAUGUGUUCUUGGCUAUCGCUGUGGACAACUUGGCAGGAGGCGGCGGCAAGAAGAAAGUCGAAGAGAAGAAGGAAGAGGAAGAAGAGUGGGAUGACGACGAAGAGAAAGAGGAUGAAGAUGCAGGGAACGACGAUGAUGACUGGCAGGAGAACGAGGAGCUGAGGGCCAUCGAGGGACUGGAGGGUGUUGCUCCACUGAAGCCUGAGUUCUCAGGACCCAAAGAGAAGAUCGUCCCAAUCCCAGAUGGAAGCUCCUUUUUCAUUCUCGGAAAGAAAAACUGUUUGCGAGUUGCCUGCCACAACCUCAUCCAUCACCCCUACUUCACCAACUUCAUUCUCAUCUUCAUCAUCCUCAGUAGCAUUUCCCUGGCUGCUGAGGAUCCAAUCAAAUCCCACUCGUUCAGGAACAUAGUGCUCGGUUAUGCUGAUUAUGUCUUCACGUCGGUUUUCACAGUGGAGAUCGUGCUAAAGAUGACAGUCUACGGAGCUUUCCUCCACACCGGCUCCUUCUGCAGAAAUGCUUUCAACCUUCUUGACCUGCUGGUCGUCAGCGUGUCGCUCACGUCUUUCUUUUUACAUUCAAGUGCGAUCUCUGUGGUCAAGAUUCUGCGAGUGCUGCGAGUGCUCAGGCCUCUUCGAGCCAUCAACAGAGCCAAGGGACUAAAGAACGUGGUGCAGUGCGUGUUCGUGGCGAUCCGAACCAUCGGCAACAUCUUAAUCGUCACAACACUCCUUCAGUUCAUGUUUGCCUGUAUAGGAGUGCAGCUGUUCAAGGGCAGAUUUUACAGCUGCACAGACGAAGCCAAACACACUCCCGACGAGUGCAAGGGAUCGUUUGUGGUCUAUAAAGACGGAGACAUGAACCACCCGAUGGUGAAAGAGAGGAUUUGGGAGAACAGUGAUUUCAACUUUGACAAUGUGCUGAUGGGAAUGCUGGCUUUGUUCACGGUGUCAACGUUUGAAGGCUGGCCGCAGCUUCUUUACCGGGCCAUCGAUGCCAACGCCAUAAACCGAGGGCCCAUUUACAACUACCGAGUGGAAAUCUCCAUCUUCUUCAUCAUCUACAUCAUCAUCAUCGCCUUCUUCAUGAUGAACAUAUUCGUGGGUUUCGUCAUCAUCACGUUUCGAGAGCAAGGAGAGGCGGAGUUCAAGAACUGUGAACUCAACAAAAAUCAACGUCAGUGUGUUUACUACGCUCUGAAAGCUCAACCUAUAAAGAUUUACAUCCCUAAAAACCCGUCCCAGCUCAAAUUCUGGAGAAUCAUCAACUCGAGUCAGUUUGAAUACGUCAUGUUUGUGCUGAUUCUGGGAAACACGCUCACUCUGGCUGUUCAGCAUUACGAGCAGUCCAAACUCUUCACCUCCAUCAUGGACAUCCUCAACAUGAUCUUCACUGUGGUUUUCACCAUAGAGAUGAUUAUCAAGUUACUGGCUCUGAGGGCUCAUCAUUAUUUCAUCGAUCCGUGGAAUUCAUUCGAUGCUUUGAUUGUCGUGGGGAGCGUGUUGGAUAUCGCAGUCUCUGAGUUUAGUGGGGGAGGUGGUCACGGCGAGGGUGGUGGAAAAGGAGAGAGUGGAAAAGUGUCUAUCACAUUUUUCCGUUUGUUCCGAGUGUUGAGGUUGGUUAAACUGCUCAGCAAAGGAGAAGGCAUUCGAACCCUCCUCUGGACUUUUGUCAAGUCACUCCAGGCUCUGCCUUAUGUCGGUCUGCUCAUCGCGAUGAUCUUUUUCAUCUAUGCUGUGAUCGGCAUGCAGACAUUCGGGAAAGUAGCUGUUGAUGAAAACACACAUAUCAACAGAAACUGCAACUUCCAGACUUUCUUCAUGGCCGUCCUGGUGCUCUUCAGGUGUGCCACUGGAGAGCAGUGGCAGGAGAUUAUGUUAGCAGCUCUGCCCGGCAGACGCUGUGACCCAGAAGCCGACACUGAGCCCGGUGAAGAGUACACCUGCGGUAGCAACUUGUCCUACAUCUACUUCAUCAGCUUCUUCAUGCUCUGUGCUUACCUGAUCAUUAACUUAUUCAUCGCUGUCAUCAUGGACAACUUUGAAUACCUGACAAGAGACUGGACUGUGCUCGGUACUCACCACCUGGACGAGUUUAAGCGAGUUUGGUCAGACUACGAUCCGGAGGCGACUGGUCGUAUAAAGCACAUCGAUGUUGUCACCAUGCUGCGCAGGAUUCAGCCACCUCUUGGUUUUGGAAAACUGUGUCCUCAUCGUGUGGCUUGCAAGAGACUGGUUGCUAUGAACGUCCCACUGCACGGGGACGGGACAGUCACCUUCAACGCUACUCUGUUCGCUCUGGUGCGAACCUCGCUGAAGAUCAAGACUGAAGGCCCCAUCGACCAGCAGAAUGAAGAGCUGAAGGUGAUCAUCAAGAAGCUCUGGAAACGUACCAAGCCCAAGCUCAUUGAUGAAGUCAUUCCUCCUCCUAGAGGUGAUGAGGUGACUUGUGGGAAGUUUUAUGCCAGCUUCCUGAUUCAGGACUAUUUCAAAAAGUUCCGCAAGAGAAAGGAGCGGGAGAGGAAAUCCAAAAAGAAGGACAGGGCAGCAUUUCUACAGCAAGGGCUGCGGACGCUGCAAGACCUGGCUCCAGAGAUGCGUCUGGCCAUGGCCUGCGACAUGGAAGAAGAGGAAGCUGCGGAGGGAGAGAUGGCAGGUGAUGAGAUAUUUUACAGCGAGCGUGGGACCUCAGCGACCACCACGCCCGCCAGCACGCCGCUGCCACAAAUAGACAAGCUGGUGGAGCACACAACUACAGUGUUCAUAGAAGCUGAGCCCAAGGUCGCCAACGGGGGUGUGAUCACAGAGCAGGUGACGGGCCUGCAGGAGCACGAGAGGCCACAAUCAGAGCUGGCAGGCGUCAGCAUUAUAACAGAGCAGCCUGUGAGGUCUCGACCGCCGCCCAUCAGGGCUGAUGCCAUCAUCGAGGCGCCUCUUCCUCCUCCUUCUCCUUCUCCUCUUCCUCCUCCUUCUUCUUCUCCUCUUCCUCCUCCACCAGAGGUACCAGCUGAAGGAGAAUAUGUGUUUGAAGAACCAGCUGCGCCGGCUACUACCGGAGUAGCCGAGCAGGUUUAUAGCUGCGAAGGUGAUGCUACAACUCUGGCAUCGGUAGAAAGGUACGUGUAUCCAGAAGCUGUCUCUCCUGCACCAACUGAGACAGGCUACAACGUGCAGAGCCUGGAAAGAGCCAGCAGCAUCGGGGAGAUGCCUUAUGAUACGCAAGAUACCGGUGGCUAUGUAAGCAACGUUUAUGACCCCAACGUGAACGCAGGGAGCGUCGCUGCAAGCCCCACUCCCAACGGCACUAAUGAAUAUAAUGGGAACGGAUACUCAAGCUACAAUGAAAACGGCAGCAUCAUCAGCAACAAUGGUUAUGGAAGUACAUACAAUGGAAACGGCAGUACUGUCAGUGGUUACAACGGGAACGGCUACGAUGGGAACGGAUACAAUGGGAACGGAUACAACGGGAAUGGAUACAAUGGAAGUGAAAAUGGUGUCAGGAGACGAGUACUUCCUUCCUUACCAAGAGGUCGUGCACCUUCCUUUAACUUCCAGUGUCUGAGGCCACAGAGCAGUGUGGACAACCACCUCCCCAUCCCAGGGGGCUACCGUGAGAGCGCAUCCCCAAACAGAGGCCGUCUACAGACCCAUCACAGUCUGGACUCCCGGCCUAGCAGCGUGUCCUCGAUGUCAUCCGCCUCCUGGGUGAACACAGCUGGCACCACUCCUGGUCCAGUGAUUGGCAAACCCGCAGGACGCAGGGGCAAGCUUAUCUACACCCCUAUGAUGCUGGUGGACGAAACCACCGGCACCAGCCAACCACUGUGGAGCGACGGCUCGGCCAGCCUCCCUGCAGGAAGGCGUCCUGGGUGGUACCCCGGUCAGACGAGAAACUUCGGCAGCUUGAGGGUGCCACCGGUCAACCAGGGCUUCGUAGACAAAGGCAGUGCUGACAGUCUGGUGGAGUCGAUCUUGAUCUCCGAGGGUCUCGGCAUCUACGCAAGGGACCCGAAGUUUGUGAGCUUUGCCAAGCGGGAGAUCGCCGAAGCCUGUCACAUGAGCAUGGACGAGAUCGAGAGCGCCGCCGCCGACCUGAUAGUUCGCGGAGCCAGCCAGUCGAUGUCUCGCUUUGAGGACGACCUGGCCGAUGAGAUGAACUGCGUGAUUUCUUACUGAGAUCAGCAGAACUGAGAUAAACUUUGAGGUACGAAGUUUGGGGAGGAGAAAAAGAAAGAGGACCGGACAGUGCGCGUGCGUGUGUGUGUGUGUGUGUGUAAGAACGAUGCUUUUAUUUAUGAAUGCCAAAACACACACUGGUUUUAAGAGCACGUGUCAGUAUGUGGCAGCACUGAAGGUUUGAACACUAUGACUGCAUGUCUUAGCAUUAUUGUGACUUUUUUUUUUGCAUUGUAUUCUCAUUUUUUUACUGUACUUGAAUUGUUGUCACUUUAUACAUCUGUAUGUUCAGUUGCAAUCAUGGCAAAUAAACACAACACACAUGUAUAUAUGAACAUACUUACAUACGAUAUUAAACUGCUAGAUGAAUAAAAUAUUCAUACUUUGUUACACAAAUAAUGAAAUCCGGUUGAAACCGUUGAUUCGUGAGUGCUCUACGGCAUUUAGAGAAAUAUUUAAAUAUACUGAAUAUUGAAUAUCCUCUAAUAUUAAAUUAUCUAAACUCAUAGAAAGGAUUUUUGGAUUUUUGUGACUA
Larimichthys crocea (large yellow croaker) is the source of this 6891-nucleotide messenger RNA. It is a transcript of the gene cacna1fa, whose product is annotated as calcium channel, voltage-dependent, L type, alpha 1F subunit a. The transcript has 47 exons. The record is from RefSeq and is a predicted model, not a curated record. Gene Ontology annotation, molecular function: high voltage-gated calcium channel activity. Gene Ontology annotation, biological process: calcium ion import across plasma membrane. NCBI's taxonomy places the organism in Eukaryota, Metazoa, Chordata, Actinopteri, Sciaenidae. The coding region runs from base 96 to 6356 and encodes 2086 amino acids. Gene Ontology annotation, cellular component: voltage-gated calcium channel complex; membrane.